CAUGCAACAGGUUCGCGUCACCAGGGAAGGGCGACACGCGACACGCCAAGGCACGAUUUCUAUAUAGGCCACGGCCGUCUAGGAUGCGUCCUCAGUCGAAUCGCCGCGCUCUGCAAUGAAACCACCGCUUGGGAAGAUUGUACAAAACAUUGCCCGGGAGUACUUUGCGUCGAGCACGUGCCAUGGCAUGGCUUACAUCGUGCACCCGAAGCUAUCCGUGGUGGAGCGUGUGUGCUGGUCGCUGGUGGUACUGCUUUCCCUGUGCACCUGCAUCUCGGCCAUCGUCAUCGGGCACCAGAAGUGGAUCGAAAAGCCAAUGAUUGUGAGCUUCUCGGCGAAACCCAUCCCGGUGUGGAAGCUACCCUUCCCGGCCAUCACAAUCUGCCCCCAGUCGCGCAUCGAUGUGGAAAAGUUCAACAUUACGGAGGUGUAUCUGCGGGCCCGAGCGAACAAAACCCUCUCCCAAGACGAGUGGCGCAAAAUGCGUGCCCUGUCACACGUUUGCUCUUCGGUGAUGCGCUCCAAAACCGACUACUACGGCUCGAAUGGGACGGCCGGUGGGCAUAAGGAAGCGAAUACAUCAACACCAAACAGUGAGCGUGUGGUAGAGCAGCUGGUCCGGAUGUCACAGUCGCUCGAUAAGCUGUUCCAGACCUGCAUGUGGAGCUUCAAUUUCCGCCCGUGUGAGGCACUGUGGACACGCAAGGUGACGGAAAAUGGAGUUUGCUACAGCUUUAACAUGCUGUCCAGUGAGGAGCUGUACACGGCGGAUCAGGCAUUUCGGGAGCGGGAAGUUAAUCCGGAUGUUAGGAAGGGUGGAUUGCAUUCGCUGCAUGCGUCCAGGUUACGCAGCUCCGGGUGGACGAUGGAGAAUGGGUACACGCUGAAGGAGGAUCUGUUGGCAUACCCGAGACGGACGGCUAGUGGAGGAUUUAAGGGUGGUGCGAUCGUAUUGCUGAAGAUGCAUCAGCAGAAUCGGGAGUACAUCUGUUCUGGUGCUCUCCAAGGCUACAAAGUUACCUUACAUCCACCGGAUGAGUUCCCACGGCUUAGCGAGUACCACAUCCGUAUUCCUCCAAUGCAGGCCGUAUCGCUCAUUGUCAAACCACGGCUGCUGACCACGCAAAGGAAUCUGCACCGAUUCCCCUACAGCAAAAGACAGUGCUAUUUCUCGGACGAACGUACGCUACGCUUCUUCCGCGUGUACAACGAGCAGAACUGUGAGUUUGAAUGUCUGACCAACUUUACGCUAGCAUCCUGCGGGUGCGUUACCUUCGCGAUGCCCCGCGACAACAAGACCCGGGUGUGCGAGGCGCACGAAAAGCGUUGCUACAAACGAGCCGUCAUCCGGUUGAUGGAGCUGGACGAGCUUUCGGUGGAUGCAGGCGAAGAGCUGUGCGAUUGUUUGCCCGCCUGCACCACGAUCAAGUACGAUGUGGAGCUGUCGAACGAUUGGCUCAACCUGGAUGCAAUGCUGGAUGCUAUGAUUGGUGGGGAAAACGAAAUGAAAGGCAUGGAGCCGAUGCUACUGUACGUGUACUUCAAGGACAACAAGUUCCUGUACAUCGAGCGCGUGGAGUAUAUGAACUUUAACGGUGAGCUGGCUAAUUUCGGUGGCAUCCUCGCCCUGCUGUCUGGCAUGAGCUUAACCAGCAUCGCGGAGAUACUGUACUAUAUCGUUGUGCGGCCGUUUGCACUGUGGCUGAAGGUACAGUACAGCAGAGCGGUUCGGCCCGUAACUCCACCGGAGGUGCAGCACACGGGCGAUAACUCGCUGCAUUUCGUACGUCCUUGGAUCCCGUAGGCUGUGUGGCUGGUUUGGUGGGGGCAAAAACGAAGACAUUUGUUACGAUCGUUACGUGAGGUAGUAAGGAGAUGCCGAUCGAUCGGAUAAUCGAUCCCCGAUCGGGUGCGUUUGUGGUAAUGAAUUUAAAUGCGCCACAGAAAUCAACGGCCACCGUUCAUUCUGUGCUCUCCUUGCAUGUCGUCUGUAUUGGGACGGUUUUGUUUUUGUUUCUCUCAUUGUCGUCGAGCUGUUCUCGCGCUAAUCUAUUCCCACUAGCUUGAGUUGGCGGAUGACAUUGGGGUAGCGUAUGCUAAUCGGGGCCGCACGAUACGCUUGAUCCUGCUUUGACGGCUAACUGUUUCUGUCGAGUAAAAGUGGUUGCGUGAGAGGAAUGCUAAUGUGCAGAGUGUGCCUGCUGUGCCGGUGGAGAAAGGUUAUUUCGGUUGUGUUAGGUAAUACGAGAGCAGCAAGUCUUUGUGCUGAACUGCAGCUCGUAAUCGCCCCUAUUCGGCAGUGCAUGUAGGAAAUAAACACAUUUUCCCACACAGGAUCACAGUGCAGUGUUUGUUUGAAGUAUUUACGCCAAAACUUACGUGCCUUAUUGCAGCAUUUCUUUGGCAAGGGUAACACAAACAGAAAUUGUUGAAAGAAAGGCGAACCGACGGGGAGGGCGUCUUGUGUAAUGCGUGAACACCUGCCACGGACUGCAGCCUCUGUUUUGACCCGUUUACGGCACUGUGUAUAAACAAUUUACGCG
Molecule: messenger RNA, 2543 nt
Organism: Anopheles arabiensis
Lineage: Eukaryota; Metazoa; Arthropoda; Insecta; Diptera; Culicidae
Product: pickpocket protein 28-like
Exons: 5
Coding region: 116-1804 (562 amino acids)
Biological process (GO): sodium ion transmembrane transport
Cellular component (GO): membrane
Molecular function (GO): ligand-gated sodium channel activity
Source: RefSeq, a predicted model, not a curated record